Cervus elaphus (red deer) is the source of this 1430-nucleotide messenger RNA. It is a transcript of the gene PAXX, whose product is annotated as PAXX non-homologous end joining factor. The record is from RefSeq and is a predicted model, not a curated record. Gene Ontology annotation, biological process: double-strand break repair via nonhomologous end joining. The transcript has 6 exons. Gene Ontology annotation, cellular component: nonhomologous end joining complex; site of double-strand break; nucleus. Lineage: Eukaryota; Metazoa; Chordata; Mammalia; Artiodactyla; Cervidae. Gene Ontology annotation, molecular function: molecular adaptor activity. The coding region runs from base 514 to 1248 and encodes 244 amino acids.
AGGGGCGGGAGGCUGGCGCGGGUUACCACACUUUAUUCUCUUUCGUAUUUUGACUUGUUCCAGCUGACACUGGAAGCGGGGUGCGGAGGCCAGGGGGCGGCCGCAGGGACCAUCGAGCGGGCACAAAGCUAUCUGAGGCCAAAGGGUGGGCGGCCAAGCCUGCGCCCGCUCAGGGCUUGCGCCAAGGGGGGAACUCCGGACUCAGCGGGGGCUGGGGGCGCACAGAGGGAAGGUCCAAAGAGGCCCCCAAGUGUGCGCGGGGGGCCGAGCCCCGGACGGUGACCAGGCUCGGCGAGCUCAGCCCGGGAGCCGGAGCCGGGCACGUAGCCCCGCCCCACGGCGCAGGCUCCGCCCCGGGCUAAGCCCUGUCCCAGCCCGCCGCGCUCCGGAAGCCUUUUGCCCGCGCAGGCGCCCCAGGUACCGAGGCGCCCCCAGAUCGGCAGGCGCCCGGGGUCAACAGGCGCCGCGGGUCCGGGGCCCUGCCCGCCGGAUCCCUCCGCCCGCCUAGGCGCCAUGGUGCCGCCGCCGCGGUGGCCGCCGCUCUGCACGCUGCCGCCGGGCCCCGGACCCCCGCGCUUCGUGUGCUACUGCGAGGGGGAGGGCGGCGGGCCCGGGGAACACGGCGGCUUCAACCUCUGUGUGACGGACGCCGCGGAACUCUGGAGCACCUGCUUCACGCCGGACCGCCUGGCUGCCCUGAAAGCCCGUUUUGGCCUCAGUGCGACUGAAGACAUUGCCCUCCGAUUCAGGGCAGCCUGCGAGCGGCAAGCUGUGACUCUCACCCUGCAGGAGGACAGAGCGUCCCUGACCCUUUCAGGGGGACCCUCGGCGCUGGAACUUGACCUGUCUAAGGUGCCGGGCCCAGAGGCAGCCUCCAGGUUGCAGGCACUGACGCUGGACCUGGCGGAGCGUGUGUGCAGCUUGGAGCAGCGGCUGGCAGGCCUGCAUUCCUGCUUUCCACCCCCCAGCUGCUGCAGCAGAGGAGAUGGCCACCAGCCCCAGAAAGAGCGCCUGGCAGGCGGGGCCUCAUCUCUUCUUACCAGACCCAGAUCCUCAGAGAGGUGGCCCUGGACCUGGGGUCAAGAGGCGGUGUCCAGGGGAGUCUCUCAUCAACCCAGGCUUCAAGAGGUGCUCCCCCGCCCCCCGCCCCUCCCGUGCCCAGGGUCCAGCGUGGACCCCGCCCGCCCCUCCACACCCUGCAGCGUCAUCCCCUCUUCUCUCCCAGUAAGAAGCCAGCAGGUGGUGUAGACUUUGAUGACCCCUGAAGGCACCGCGGAAAGUGUGACGUCAGGACUGUGCCUCUGAGGGGAGGGCAGGGGCGGCCCCUGGGACCUCCCGCCCGCACCUGCCCAGCCGGCUGCCAGGCUUGAACAAGGCCACUCCUCCAGCCCCUCCCCCGUCAAAUAAACAUCUUCAUCUGGAGACAGUCA